UCGAAGAGCAGAAGACAUCUUAAAGAAGAUGGCGGCGUCCUCUCGAGCCAGGUCAAACACUCCUGUUUUGGGUGUUACAAAUCGGUUCCAAAGGCCGAUCUCGCCGUCCGGCCGAUUCUGCUCAACCCCGGGGGCAUCUUCCUCAGCCAGAGGCUUUGCGAACUCUUCUUCGAGCUUCUCCGAUCGAUCAACGACUUUCUUCCCUCGCUCUGCCUCGCCAACCCGCGUGAACCUCACUGGAUCUCCUCCGCAGACACACUCUAUCCGCUUCUCCCUCGAUCGCCCCAGCUCCCCCGGCCGGUCCAUCUCCGUCGUCUCCAGACGCGAUCCUGUCGUCCGAACUUCGAUUUCCGCUUCCGGACACCGGAAAACCUGCAUGUGCUCGCCAACCACCCACCCCGGCUCCUUCCGAUGUAGCCUCCACAAAGGCCUGAGGCAAAAUCCGGCCGCAGCCGUCUCGUCUCCGUCGAAUCGGCUGAAUGCACGGCGAUCGGCCAUGACUAAUUCACUUGUACGGAUCGGAACUGUCGAGGGUGAUCUAGUCAAGAGAGCCCUGGCCGCUCUGAUUCGACCCUCGUCGCAUCGACAGCGGAGGAGAGCCGACUUCCAGCCGCGUCCUAGUCGGCUCUCCAAAAUGUCCAUUGCCGACGAUCAAUCAUGCCGAACGGAUUGUUGAUUUCGGCGCAGGUUUGUUUCGCUCCUAAGCCCUUCAGCCCUGUCCUGUUACCUCUUCAA
This is a messenger RNA of Dendrobium catenatum, 735 nucleotides long. RefSeq lists its product as uncharacterized. The transcript has a single exon. Bases 29 to 676 code for a protein of 215 amino acids. NCBI's taxonomy places the organism in Eukaryota, Viridiplantae, Streptophyta, Magnoliopsida, Asparagales, Orchidaceae. The record is from RefSeq and is a predicted model, not a curated record.